AACACGAUCGCUCUCGGCUCGGGUGCCCUUGCGAGAGACUCUGAUCCCCCCAGUCCGAUGGCCGCGUCGUUGGACCUUGCGAGUCUGCAGUCCAUGGCACAUACGCUCCGCAGCAGCUUUCUAAGUCAGGCAUUGGUGCUGUUGCUGCUCGUGUUGGUGUUGCGCUACGUGGCUGCUUCCUGGCGCUCCGGCUUGGCACCGUACGAAGUGCAGACAUGUCCACCCAUCAACCCCCACGUGCAUUAUCGCUACGGCGUAUCGCAGAUGCAGGGGAGACGCCCGUACAUGGAGGACCGCCACACGGCCAUGGCGGAUCUUAACGGCGAUCCAAAGCAGAGCUUCUACGGCAUCUUCGACGGCCAUGGAGGUGACGGCGCUGCAAACUAUUGUGUGCAGGCCAUGUGUCAAAAUGUGAUCCGGGAGCCGACCAUCACGAAGGAACCCAUUGAAGCGCUGAAGAACGGAUUUCUACGCACAGACCAAGAGGCAAUUGUUGUGCUGACACAGGGCGACGAGAUCUUCGUGGCGCAUACAGGCGACUCUCGAGCCGUGUUGGUGCAUCGCAGUGGCAAGGCGUCGGUGCUGACAUCCGACCAUAAGCCCAAUCGACCGGACGAACGUCGUCGGAUUCAAGAGCUAGGAGGAUCGGUCGUUUUCUGGGGCGUAUGGCGCGUAGAAGGCAUCCUUGCCGUGUCUCGCGCUAUCGGCGACCGGAUGCUCAAGCCUUUUGUUGUAGCAGAGCCAGAAGUGAAGAAGUUUACGAGGACGGAGGAGGAUCGCUAUGUCGUUCUUGCCAGUGACGGAGUCUGGGAUACCGUUUCCAAUGACGACGCGGCGCAACUGGUGCUCAAAUACGAGGACCCGCAGACUGCAGCGCAGCGUAUAAUGGAGGAGGCCUAUGCACGUGGCAGUAUGGACAAUAUCUGCGCCAUGGUCAUCGACUUACGAGAGUAA
Phytophthora infestans T30-4 is the source of this 954-nucleotide messenger RNA. Its product is annotated as protein phosphatase 2C, putative. The record is from RefSeq and is a predicted model, not a curated record. Gene Ontology annotation, molecular function: cation binding; protein serine/threonine phosphatase activity. NCBI's taxonomy places the organism in Eukaryota, Oomycota, Peronosporomycetes, Peronosporales, Peronosporaceae. Gene Ontology annotation, biological process: protein dephosphorylation. Bases 58 to 954 code for a protein of 298 amino acids. The transcript is spliced from 3 exons.